Pyrenophora tritici-repentis Pt-1C-BFP is the source of this 300-nucleotide messenger RNA. RefSeq lists its product as uncharacterized. The record is from RefSeq and is a predicted model, not a curated record. Lineage: Eukaryota; Fungi; Ascomycota; Dothideomycetes; Pleosporales; Pleosporaceae.
AUGUCAGGUGACCACGGUACCAAUCUCGGCAUCGCCUCACAAGACACGGAGGGCAACUUCCAGACCAACAGCGACAUGGACAUGGAUAUGGAGAUGAUCACACGCGACGAUGCUCUCAUUAGCCAUGACGAUAUCAUGCGCGUUUCGGCUGCCAUGUUGGCAGAGCGUAAGGCACAGUCAGUGACCAGCCACAUUCACAACCCAGAUCCAGCGAUCAGUAGCUCCGCUAAGGAAGUCUUGAACGGCAAGGAUUCCGUCAUCGAACGUCAAGAAGCCUUGAUCUCUAGACUCAUUGAGUAA